ACACGCCCCCUGCUUCCUUACCAGAUUCCCAGAUCUUCUUUGGAAAAGCGUCGUCGAAGCCCCACUGUUGAGAGAUGGCAGCUGCAGGUUUUGAACCCGGUGCCGGGCGGGGAAUCAUGGCUGCAGAACAAGAGGCUGAAGAAACUGUUUCUCAAGAGCUGCACAGGGCCUCUGAACUGAGGAUCGUGCUGCUUGGGGGAAGCUUGUAUUGUGGGGCUGGGAGGACUGAAGCAGGAAACACCAUCCUGGGCAGAGACGAGGGUAGAUCUGGAUUCAGCCUCUCUAGAGGAACGAGGGAGUGUGAGAAGAGAACAGGGGAAGUGUCUGGGAGACGGGUCACUGUGGUCGACACUCCAGACUUGUUAGACACAGACCAGGUCGAGAUUGAGAGAUGUGUUUCUCUGUCUGCCCCGGGACCCCAUGCUUUCCUCCUGGUGAUACCCGUGUAUCCAGAAGAAAUGAUUGACACUGUGUGUGAGUUUAUAGAAGAAGAGUAUUGCAAGUCCUUUGAUAAAGUGCAGGAGCUGUUUGGUGAGAGAGCUGAGAGGAACACGAUGAUCCUUUUCACCCACGGGCAAUAUCUGGAAGGCAGGACGAUUGAGGAGCACAUUGAGGAAGCUGGUGAGGAGCUCCAGCAGCUUGUUGAGAAAUGUAAUUACAGGUAUCAUGUUCUCAAAAAUAUGGAGUGGAGCGAUCGCACUCAGGUCACACAGCUCCUGGACAAGAUAGACAACAUGGUGAAGGGAAAUGGAGGUGGCUAUUUCACCAAUGAGAUGUACCAGGAAGCAGAGAGAUGGAAUAGACUAAAGGAACAGGAGCUGAAUGAGAAACACAAAGAGGAACUAAGGAGGAGAGAAGAGGAGAUGAAACAGAAAUAUAAGGAGGAACAGAGGAGGAGAGAAGAGGAGAUGAAACAGAAAUAUGAGGAGGAACAGAGGAGGAGAGAAGAGGAGAUGAAACAAAAAUAUGAGUGGGAACAGUGUUGGAGAGAAGAGAUGAAACAGAAAUAUGAGGAGGAACAGAGGAGGAGAGAAGAGGAGUUGAAACAGAAAUAUGAGGAGGAACAGAGGAAGAGAGAAGAGAAGUUAAAAGAGAAAUAUGAGGUGGAACAGAGGAGGAGAGAAGACGAGCUGAAACAGAAAUAUGAAGAGGAACAGAGGAGGAGAGAAGAGGAGAUGAAACAUAAAUUUGAGGAGGAACAGGAGAGGAGAUGAAACAGAAAUGAGGAGGAAAGAAAAGGGUAUUUGUUUAAUCAUUGAGUAAAUGACCUGUAUUUUAUUAUUAAAAUAUACUGAAAUGCCCAUCCGUAGUCUAAACGUGAUUUUAAAUGUCAGCUUUACUUACCAAAGGGUAUACAUGUAAAAGUUAUAUUUUUCGUUUUUCAAACAUUACUUAAAAGAAUAACUUUAAAAUAUCUAAUAAUAAUAAUUAUAAAAACAUUUUUAAAAUGUACUCAAUAGUAAUACGCUUUUCCGCCAAAACAUGUUGCAGGUUAUUGCUAUAAUUAUGUUUAAAAGGUUUGAUGAUAUUUCAUGUCUAAAUGUGUUUGGUAUAAGUAAUGAUGUUUUGCAGUUUGUAUCUUGUGAUUAAACAAAAUCAUUUUGAAAUUUCAA
Molecule: messenger RNA, 1613 nt
Organism: Acipenser ruthenus (sterlet)
Lineage: Eukaryota; Metazoa; Chordata; Actinopteri; Acipenseriformes; Acipenseridae
Product: GTPase IMAP family member 4-like
Exons: 2
Coding region: 75-1214 (379 amino acids)
Molecular function (GO): GTP binding
Source: RefSeq, a predicted model, not a curated record